AUGAAAAUAGAAUCAAUUCAACCCAAAGCUUACUUUGACAUCAGUAUCAAUUCAGAGUCAAUUGGGCGUAUUGUACUAGAACUAUAUGAUCAACAAGCUCCAAAAUCAACUGCACGUUUCCUCACGUUAUGUCGUGGUGGAGCCAUAGAUGAAAGUUGUCAAACUUAUAAAGGCGCCCAUUUCAAUAAGGUGAUUAAAAACUUUAUCAUACAAGCACAAAAGAAUAGUAUUGGCCAACCGGAAAACAAGAAUGACAACACCAAGCUUCUUCAAGAAGAAAAUUUAUGUGAAAGUUGCCCCACAUUUAGUCUCUGUUGGGCCAAUAGUGAACUGCAACAAACCAGUGAUCAAUUCUUCAUCACCACUUAUCCUCAGCCUCAUUUGGCAAAAAAACAUACAGUAUUUGGAUGUGUGAUACAUGGAAAAUCAGUGGUAAGGGAAAUCGAGAGGGUUGGUGUUACUUCACAAUACGAACCUACUGUGCCCGUCGUUAUUGAUUCUUGUGGCGUUUGGGAUGAGUCCAUGGAUGUCCCAGUCUUUAAUGCUAGCUAUGACCAAGCGGGUGGCGAUAUUUAUGAAGAGUAUCCAGAUGAUGACAAAACAAUUGAGGAAGACUCUACAGAAUCUGCUUUCACGGCUGUUGAGCGUAUCAAAGAGAGUGGGACAAUCUUGUUUAAAAGGGGUGACAAGAAGCAAGCUCAUUUGAAAUGGAGAAAGUGUUUGCGUUAUAUUGUUGAGUUUGAUCCAGAUCAGGAUCAAAAUCCUGAGUAUUUCAAAAAGUUUAGAGAAUUGAAAAAAAAGGUUUAUUUGAAUUUGAGUUUGGUAACUUUACAAUUGAAACAGUUUGGCGAUACAAUCAAAUAUUGUACUUUUCUCUUGGAGUUGGAAGAUGUUUCUGACCAGGAAAGAGCUAAAGCUUAUUUCAGAAGAGGUCUUGCUUACUUUGAGUCGCAUAAAUUGGAAUCAUCACUUGUUGAUUUGAGGGAGGCACAAAAUCUUGUUCCCAAUGAUGAUCUUAUACUGAAGAAGUUGCAAGAUGUGGAAUCUGCAUUGGAAAGAGAGAAGCAAAAGGAAAAGUCGAAGUAUGCAAAGUUUUUUGGGUAA
Messenger RNA from Lodderomyces parapsilosis, 1104 nucleotides. Its product is annotated as peptidylprolyl isomerase. Gene Ontology annotation, molecular function: peptidyl-prolyl cis-trans isomerase activity; protein binding. The transcript has a single exon. The record is from RefSeq and is a predicted model, not a curated record. Gene Ontology annotation, biological process: protein peptidyl-prolyl isomerization. The coding region runs from base 1 to 1104 and encodes 367 amino acids. Lineage: Eukaryota; Fungi; Ascomycota; Pichiomycetes; Serinales; Debaryomycetaceae. Gene Ontology annotation, cellular component: intracellular membrane-bounded organelle.